ACAGAGUCUCUCCAUAUAUAUCUGUAUGUAAUAAGCUUUCACCGAGAAUUAGAAGAUCAGGGUAGAGAGAGAGAGAGAGAGAGAGAAUGGGAAGAGCUCCAUGUUGCUCAAAGGUGGGUUUGCACAGAGGCCCGUGGUCUGCUAAGGAAGACAGGUUGCUCAUUCAAUAUAUUCAAGCUCAUGGAGAAGGCCAUUGGAAAUCCAUGCCUAAAAGAGCAGGAUUGCUUAGAUGUGGGAAGAGUUGCAGGCUAAGAUGGAUGAACUAUCUCCGGCCCGACAUCAAGCGCGGGAACGUAACCCCAGACGAGGACGACCUCAUCGUCCGCCUCCACGCCCUGCUAGGCAACCGUUGGUCCCUCAUAGCUGGGAGAUUGCCGGGCCGGACCGACAACGAGAUAAAGAACUACUGGAAUUCCCAUCUCAGCAAAAGAGUGCGGGAUCAUAGUCACCAAAGGAACUCUAAUAAUAGAGGCAUUAAGGGGCCCAAAAAGAGGAAGAUCGUCACCGCCAAGGUCAGGUCGUUCACCAUGAAGCAGAAGCGAGAGAUGAACAAUGGAACUGGCGAGACGAAAAUGACAAAGAUCAAAGUGCAUCAGCCAAAGCCUACAAGGGUUUCAGCUGUUGCGAGGAACAACAGUUGUAAUAGUCUUCUGAGGGGGUCAUGUGUCAACAACAGUAAAAAUAACAUUCUUGAAGAAGGCGAAACAGCUCCAAGCGAACUGCUUCCGCAACAACUCCCUCCAUUGGUUUUACAAGAAGAUCGUAUCAAUGUCGGCGAAAAGUUCUACUGUUAUGAUCAUCAUCAAGAAACGACAAGUUCAUGCGACAUCUUGAUACCCACCAAGGAAGAGAACGACAGCAUGUUGCAGGAGAUGUUCGAGGAAUACCAGGAGCUCCUGAAAGCCGAGGAUCGCGUGCAGAUGGAGACUUUUGUCAAUUCCUUGUUGAUUUGACUGGUAAAAAACUGUCGUUAUUGUUGUGAUUAACUGAAAAGACAGUGCGAAGCAGUUGGCUUCUGCA
Molecule: messenger RNA, 1020 nt
Organism: Rhodamnia argentea
Lineage: Eukaryota; Viridiplantae; Streptophyta; Magnoliopsida; Myrtales; Myrtaceae
Product: transcription factor MYB8-like
Exons: 2
Coding region: 87-953 (288 amino acids)
Source: RefSeq, a predicted model, not a curated record